GGAUGGGGUUAACGUUGUAAUUGACCAGAGUUUGACUGAAGUUUGAAUAUCUCUGAGAAUAAAGACAUAGGUAGAUUACUGUGUAAAAGCUAAAAGGUUUGUGUUUCGUUCAUGGAGUGUCGUGUCGUACCGUAGCGUGUUCCAUUUCGUGGCGUGCAGCGUGCGGCGCAUAUUCAUCGACCCAUCAAAUUUCAAGACUCACUUCCUCACUUCUCCUUCCUUUCACAACAAACAAUGGGUGUCGGAACUAGCACCUUCGUUACCAGAUGGAUCAACUUCCUCACCAUGGUUUUAGCCAUCGUUGUCAUAGUAUUUGGGGCGUGGAUGAGCAUGCAUCAUGAUGGGUGCAGAAAGUCUCUCACUUUACCUGUGUUAGCCCUUGGAGCAGUUAUUUUCUUAAUAUCCAUAGUCGGUUUUUUGGGCGCCCUGAAAAAUAACUCCAUACUGUUGUGGAUUUAUCUGAUCUUGCUGUUCUUUGUCUUGGUGGGAAUCUUGGUGUUCACUGUAUUGGUGUUCAUUGUGACUAAUGAUGGAUCAGGUCAUAGUGUGACUGGAUUGAGGUACAAGGAGUAUCAACUUCAAGAUUAUAGCUCUUGGUUUCUCAAAGAGUUGAACAAUUCUCACAACUGGGAGCGACUUAGGGUUUGUCUUGUUAAAUCUGAUGACUGCAAUAAACUAUCCAAAAAAUAUAAGACUCUCAAAGAAUAUAAACUAGCUAAGUUGAGCCCUGUCGAGGCUGGUUGCUGCCGACCACCUUCCCAAUGUGGGUUUCCCGCUGUAAAUUCCUCCUACUAUGACUUGACAUUUCAUCCGGCUAGUGCUAACAAAGAUUGCAAGCGAUACAAAAAUUCCGGAGCUAUCAAAUGUUAUGACUGUGAUUCUUGCAAGGCUGGAGUGGCACAAUACAUGAAAAUUGAGUGGAGAGUUGUAGCAAUAUUCAAUGUUGUGCUAUUUGUUGUGUUGUGUAUUGUAUACUUUGUGGGAUGCUGUGCAAGACGAAAUGCUGCCAGGGGCCAUUCUAAAGCUUAAAGACUUGAAUAUUAUCAUAUUAUGUUGUUGAUAUCUCCAAUAUUAUUCUUUGAGAAAAGGACAAAUAGCUCAUUGACCUUUUAAUCCGCAGACAUUUAAAUUCUUGAAGAUUUGAAAAUAUAUUUAAAUCCCUGACCUUUUCAAAACCUAGAUAUAUUGAUCCCUUAUGUUCACUUGGGUCUGUCAGACUCAACGGAAAAAUCAAACGUGACUCUCGUUGUACUGACCUGGUUGAUAUGGAUGCGCACGUGAGAGAGUUUUUAAAAUUGAACAAAUUAGAGUAAGGGAUUGAUAUGUCUAAAUUUUGAAGAGGUCACUGAAUUAAAUGUAUUUUUAAAUCUUUAGAGAUUUAAAUGUCUGAAGACCAAAAAGUUAGGAAUUGAAUUAUCUUUUUCUCUUUUUCUUUUAUUUGAUGUGCAUAGAAAAUUCAAAAUUAGAGUGCAAAAUGUAACACUAUUAAUCAUUACAUAUACUUAGUGGGUUUGUUUGGA
Arachis ipaensis is the source of this 1520-nucleotide messenger RNA. Its product is annotated as tetraspanin-10-like. The record is from RefSeq and is a predicted model, not a curated record. NCBI's taxonomy places the organism in Eukaryota, Viridiplantae, Streptophyta, Magnoliopsida, Fabales, Fabaceae. Gene Ontology annotation, cellular component: membrane. Gene Ontology annotation, biological process: auxin-activated signaling pathway.